Micromonas pusilla CCMP1545 is the source of this 789-nucleotide messenger RNA. RefSeq lists its product as uncharacterized. The coding region runs from base 1 to 789 and encodes 262 amino acids. The transcript has a single exon. The record is from RefSeq and is a predicted model, not a curated record. Lineage: Eukaryota; Viridiplantae; Chlorophyta; Mamiellophyceae; Mamiellales; Mamiellaceae.
AUGGGGUGGUUCGGCUCCCCGAAAUCGCCGCGGAGCCCCGCGGGGGCGACGUCGCCGUCGGCGUCGCCGAGCAGGGCGAAGGCGUCCGCGAAGAAAAAGUAUAAGGCGAAGUCGCCGCCUCCGCGCGACAAUCCGUACUUGAAGGCGGUCGCGCGCGUCCCGGACGCGCCGCUGCCGUCGCUCGGCGCGGACGACGUCGCGCGGACGUUCUCCCCCGAAGGCCUGGACGACCUCCGAGCCGACUUGGGUGCGCCGCGCGCGCGCGUCCGAUCCCCCGCGUCGUCCGUCCGUCAGACGCGCCUCAACGACUCCAUUCGCGCGAGCCGCGCGCGCCAUCCGACCUCGUCCAUCCUCUCCUCACCCGCCCCCCGCCGUCGCCCCGCGUCCCUCUCUGCCCGUCCACCGUCCGCAGCGAGCGAAGACUGGACGACGCGGUUCAACGCGCUGCGGACGCUCCGCGCCGCGCUCGCGGCGCCGCCCCCGCGCGACGACGCCGACGCCGACGCCGCCGCAGCCGACGACGAUGCGUCCCUCCCGCCGCCGCCGCUUCGCGGCGACCGGCUCCGACGCUUCGCCGCGUCCCCCGCCGCGCGCGCGCUCGCGGAGUGCAUCACCGAUCACAAGCCCGAGUGCGGUCGCGAGGCGUCGCACGUCGUCGUCGCGCUGUCGCGGUGCGGUCGGCGGCGAGGAGGAGGAGGAGGAGGAAGGCUCGACGACGACACGCGCGUGUACGACGCGCUGGUCGCGCGCGCGUUGGCCAAGCCGCUGACGCGCGCGCUCACGAGGUGA